GCGGGGCUUACCCACACACACGAAGCAGCUGCUGCAGACUGUUGUUGUUCAGCUCGGCAUCAGCAGCUAACGGCUAACAGCUAACAACUAAAUCUACCUGUGGACAUGUUGUCAGAAGCUCGCGCUGCUCACCACACACCUGGAUAGCUCAGUUAGCUCGGGUCAGCUCGGUGUAACCCGGGAGGACGUUAGCUCCGUUAGCAUGUUCCAGCUACUCGGCCAGUGUUGUUACUGUUAGCUCCGUUAGCUGUUAGCUUCUGAUGAUCUGUCUCAGAGAAGCAGCCAGUUAGCCUGGCAGCUAAAGUUAGCUUCUUAUUGAACACAGAUCCAAUAGUUUCCGUCAUGAUUCGCUGUGUUCACACUGAGCUGAGAUGUUGCUGUAAUGUCUUUUAUGCUAACAGCUGGUCGGAGCUAGCGUUAGCUGUUAGCCGGAGCUAGCCGCAGGCAGAUGUCUUUGUUCCACCAGACGUUAGCUUAGCUUAGCAUAGUUAGCAUAGAUAGAUUAUAGCAGAGAGGACAGUUAUUGUGUGUGUAGCAGAUGCUAAGCUAACAGAGCUCAGCUGGGUUUUAAUAGAUUAGUGGUGACAUGCAGCUGUUAGCUCCUCCAGCUGCUGCUGUGUAGUGACCUUCAUCACCUUCAUCAUCAUCAUCAGUGUUAUUAUGGCCCUCAGAGCCGCCUGCAGGCAGAGCCGCUCAGCCUGCAUCUGCCUGCUGCUGCUGUCAGGAUGCAUUGCUGCCUCUGAAAGGAACGACAACGUCUAUGUGUCCGGGAUUUCUAACGCCUGUGGGGAGGGGGUGGAGCUGCUGCGGGCCUCCAGUGGUGUCAUCACCAGCCCUGGUUGGCCAUUUCAGUAUCCGGCCCGACUGAACUGCAGCUGGAACAUCAGAGCCCGACCUGGAGACACCGUCACCAUCAGCUUCCAGGAUUUCGACCUGCAGGGGUCCCACCGCUGCUCCUCAGACUGGAUGUCUGUCAGCAGCUACAGGAACCUGGACGGACUGCGGGUCUGCGGUUCCUCCCUUCCGCCUCCCUACAUCUCCUCCCAGGACCAUGUCUGGAUCCACUUCCACUCUGAUGACAGUCUGACGGGGAAGGGGUUCAGACUCUCCUACAUCUCUGGUAAGCCAGAGGCUUCCAGCUGUGACGUGGACCAGUUCCACUGCUCUAAUGGGAAGUGCAUCCCAGACUGGUGGCGCUGUAACUCCAUGGAUGAGUGUGGUGACAACUCGGACGAAGAGCUGUGUGUGGACUCUCCCUUCUCCUUCCAGCCCUGCAGCCUGAACCAGUUCCCUUGCCUGUCCCGCUACACCCGCAUCUACACCUGCCUGCCGCACAGCCUGCGAUGCGACGGCAGCAUCGACUGCCAGGAUCUUGGUGAUGAGAUCGACUGUGACGUUCCCACUUGUGGAGAAUGGUUGAGGAACUUCUACGGCUCCUUCAGCUCACCAAACUACCCUGACUUCUAUCCUCCAGGAAGUAACUGCACCUGGCUGAUUGACACCGGAGACCACAGGAAGGUCAUCCUGCGGUUCACUGACUUUAAACUCGAUGGAACGGGUUAUGGUGACUAUGUGAAGGUGUACGACGGACUGGAGGAGAACCCUCGCCGUCUCCUCAGGGUUCUCACUGCUUUCGACUCCAGAGCGCCGGUCGCCGUGGUUUCAUCGUCUGGCCAGCUCCGAGUUCACUUCUACGCCGACAAGAUCAAUGCUGCUAGAGGGUUCAACGUCACUUACCAGGUGGACGGGUUCUGCCUGCCCUGGGAGGUUCCCUGUGGUGGGAACUGGGGCUGCUACACCGAGCAGCAGCGCUGCGACGGGUACUGGCACUGUCCCAAUGGCCGGGACGAGCUGAACUGCUCGGCCUGUCAGGAGGAUGAGUUCCCCUGUUCCAGGAACGGAGCCUGUUACCCCCGAUCAGAUCGCUGCAACUACCAGAACCGCUGCCCCAACGGGUCCGAUGAGAAGAACUGCUUCUUCUGCCAGCCGGGCAACUUCCACUGCAAGAAUAACCGCUGUGUGUUUGAGUCGUGGGUGUGCGAUGCGCAGGACGACUGUGGUGACGGCAGUGAUGAGGAAAGUUGUCCCGUCAUCGUUCCCACCAGAGUCAUCACCGCCGCCGUCAUUGGCAGCCUGAUCUGUGGCCUCUUGCUGGUCAUUGCCCUCGGCUGCACCUGCAAGCUCUACUCGCUGCGCAUGUUCGAACGCAGGUCAUUUGAGACCCAGUUGUCCAGAGUGGAGGCGGAGCUGCUGAGAAGAGAAGCCCCGCCCUCGUAUGGUCAGCUGAUCGCCCAGGGAUUGAUUCCACCUGUGGAGGACUUCCCAGUGUGCUCUGGGAGCCAGGCGUCCGUCCUGGAGAACCUCCGUCUGGCUGUUCGCUCUCAGCUCGGCUUUACCUCUCUGCGCCUCCCGUCUACUGGUCGUCAUAGCAACCUGUGGCGCCGUCUCUUCACCUUCUCAAGGUCGCGGCGGUCCGGCUCUCUGGCUCUGGUCUCCGCUGACCUGGAGGACAGCGCUGGAACUGGGAGCACUGGGAGUUCUGGUUCAGACCUGCUGUCUCCGGACUCAGAUGACACGGACACGGAGGGCGAGCGGGGGAGGGAGCGCGGCGUGGGCGCAGUGGGUGGGCCUGUGGCCCCCCUCCCACAGAAAACCCCGCCCUCCAGCGCUGUGGAGGCCGUUGUAUCCGUGACGACAUCCGCCACCUCCGUGACCCCGGCGCCCGGCCGCGACAGAGUCCGAGACCGUCCCAGAGAGGCCCCACCCCCAUCUAGCCCUGUUGCCGUGGUAACUUCCAGUCCAGACCCUGAGUGUCAUGGCAAUGCCUCGGGUCUCCAGGCUCCACCCACCUCUGCCCUGCAACGCCUAGCCCAGAACCUGCACCGCCUUGCCAGGACCCUGACCAGAACCAGCCAGAACCAGCAGAACCAGACCUGGACCAACCACAGUCCACUCCGCCAGCUGGAGACAGGAAGAGGCAGGGUCGAGGCCGCAGAGCGACGAGGGAGCAGAGAGGAAGAGGAAGACGUGGAGCUCCUGAUUCCUGUCUCCGACUCCGACUCCUCCUCCUCCUCCUCAUUGGUUGGUGACGUCCGACAGUCCCUGCUGGAGCCACACCCCUCCUCCACAGGCCACGCCCAUCGCCAGCACCACGGAAACAGCACUCGAGGAGGCAGCAGCGGUCCCUGUGAACACUGCGGGAUGGUGCACACAGCUCGGAUCCCCGACGCCUGUCUGGAGGCAGCGAGGAGGACGGAGAGCAGUGAUGACGAGCUGCUGCUGCUGAGCUAACAUGCUAACUGACAGGCUAAUCUGGUGGGCUUGACAUGCUCACUGACAGGCUAACCUGCUGGGCUAACAUGCUAACUGACAGGCUAACCUGGUGAGCCAACAUACUAACUGACAGGCUAACCUGCUGAGCUGACAUGCUCACUGACAGGCUAACCUGCUGAGCUAACAUGCUAACUGACAGGCUAACCUGCUGAGUUAACAUGCUAACUGACAGGCUAACCUGCUGAGCUGACAUGCUCUCUGACAGGCUACCCUGCUGAGCUAACAUGCUAACUGAGGCUAACCUGCUGAGCUAACAUGCUGACUGACAGGCUAACCUGCUGAGCUGAUAGGCUAACCUGCUGGCUAACAUGCUAACUGACAGGCUAACUUGCUAAGCUAAUAUGCUAACUGACUAAUACUGCUAAAGUUAACCUGACUCUACACUUUCAGUUAGCUAACAUGCUAACUGAUAGGUUAAUAUUGCUAAUACCAUCCUCACUCUGUAGCUCCAAUCCGAUGUGUUAACAUCUUCGCUAGCUGUCUGGACUACAGCUAGCCAACAUGCUAACACUUGUUAGCAUGUUAGCUCUCAGCAGGUUCUGGCCUCCAGUGAUGUCAGAGAUGAACAGACCAAUCAGAGGCUACUGAGGGGAGUGAUGUCACUGAUUGGAAUCUGAUGUUGGUGCGACAAUAUAAACUGUCCCCUGUUGUUCCCAGUCCGUCUGUUAAUAUGCUCCCCUCCUCAAUGGUACGACUCUAAACUCGUCCUGGUGGUGCAACAGAUUAAGUGUUCCCCUCUCGUUUGCACUUGGAGAGACAUCACAUGACUGAUGGAGGGUCACAUGACUGAUGGAGGGUCACAUGACUGAUGGAGGGUCACAUGUUUAUCAGCUCAGUGAAACUAAACCUGCUGAACAGAUUCUGACUUUAAGCUUCAGACAGAAUCAGUUUGAUCAUUUAAACAUAGAUGUGACAGUUUGUUGUUGCAUCUGAGUUUUUUUAUUUUUAUUUUUUACUUUAUUAACAACAGCGAUAUUGCAGUAUAGACAACAGUACAGGGAGCAAAAAAUAAACUAGUCACAAAAACACAAGCAGAAAUAAAACUUUACAACGUAAAAAGAUCCAUAAUACAGAAAUUAAGAGAGAAAAAUAAAAAUAUAACUUUAAAAAGUGAAAAAGAAAUAUUGCAAACAAGCUUAAAUCAUCUGGCGUCGUCCAUGAAAUGUCUUUUAUUUUUAUUUUUUGCCCCGAUGAGAAACGUCUUUAAAGCUUUUUGUUGGUUGAGACUCUACAGAAUCACAGAACGUCUGAACUUCAACAGAAAAAACUAGUUUGUUUGUUUUAUCGUUUUGAGCUUCACUGUUUUUAGACUCGACAUUCAGAUAUAAUACAGUCGCAGAUUAAUUCUCAGAUUAACGAGGAAAUCUGAGCCGAAAGUUACAAAGACAGAAAAUAAACAGAAGGAAAGUAAAGUGGAGACUGUGAAUGAGACCAGCAGGUGUGUUUCAGGCUGAACGUUAUUCUUCAUCACUCUGGUUCUAUGAGCUGCAGCCUCCUGGUUCGGGUUAGUUUGCAGCCUCCUGACUCGCCGGCGUCUUCAUAAUUUGUUACUUUUUAAAGUGAAAAUGAGCAAAAACACUUUAAACUUCAUUAAAAGUUUGUGCUCAGCUGAGCGUCCUCCACAGGUCAUGUGACCCUCAGCGUGGCGAAGACGGUCAGCCCUGCGUGUCGUCUUUUAGGUGGAACGGUUCUGGUUCCUCCUGGUUCUAAAAGGGAAAACAGACAGUUCUGAUGGUUCUGUAACAGCAGCCUGUAGAGGUCAAAGGUCACGAGUCGUGUUUACACUUCAACAGAAAGGAGACUGAAAUGUCUUUGUGGACGUUCAGACUGCUGAUUAUUGUUUAACUCCUCAAACGUGAAAUAAGACAAGCUUCUCCAGAUUUCCUCUUCCUCCUCUUCCUCUUCUCCUCCACCUCCUCUUCCUCCUCUUCAUCCUUCAGACUGAAGCCAUUCAGACUGACGUCUGUAUUUAUGCUGUUUGUUACAGUUUUUGGUACUCAGAUCUCAGCUGACCUCGUGUGACUGUAUAUUUAUUAUUAAUAAUAUGACUGUGGUUAUUAUUGUGUUAUUGUUGUGUUAUUAUUGUGUUAUUGUUGUGUUAUUGUUGUGUUAUUUUGCAGUUGUGUAGAUGUUUUCUGACCUGCAUGAUUCCAGUUGUUUGAUGUUAGUUUUUCUUUGAGUCUGUAAAGUUACAAACUGUUAAACUGCACUAAAGAUUAAAGGUUCACAUUUCA
Thunnus maccoyii (southern bluefin tuna) is the source of this 5567-nucleotide messenger RNA. It is a transcript of the gene lrp12, whose product is annotated as low density lipoprotein receptor-related protein 12. Gene Ontology annotation, cellular component: plasma membrane. Lineage: Eukaryota; Metazoa; Chordata; Actinopteri; Scombriformes; Scombridae. The transcript is spliced from 11 exons. The record is from RefSeq and is a predicted model, not a curated record. The coding region runs from base 661 to 3291 and encodes 876 amino acids. Gene Ontology annotation, molecular function: protein binding; low-density lipoprotein particle receptor activity.